UAUUUCCCUUCCCCGCGUGGGACUUCCACGGUCUUCGGCAUCUCUAAGCGUAGCGAUGGCGGACAACGGCGAGGUUGGAGAAGAGUCGCCGAUUACCUUCCUUGUGAAAACCUCAAGUGAUGCAAAAUAUUCUCUUACUCUAGCCCCGUCGACAAAGAUUGGGAAUCUGAAAGUCAAGCUCUCAGAGCCACAAUACGCCGAUGUCCCUCCUGCGCGCCAACGUCUUAUUUACUCUGGCCGGGUCCUGAAGGAUCACGAUACACUUGCAACGUAUAAUGUCAAAGAUGGCCAUACAAUUCAUUUGGUGAAAAGCGCUGCCAGUAAUCAACCCCCGCAGCAAAGCUCGCAAAGCUCCAGCGCGACAACUGCUGGCCGCUCGGCACCCCAAGCACCGCCACCCGGAGUUCCAACCAAUAUCGCAGCCGGCACGGGAAACAACCCUCUGGCCGGGUUAACCGGAGCAAGAUUCGCUGGCUACAAUAUGCAACUUCCAGGAGCAUCCUUUUUUGGGCCUGACGGAGGAAUGGGCCCACCUCCUAGUACCGAGCAAUUGAUAAAUAUGCUUGACAAUCCCCAAUUCCAAUCCAUGAUGAACGAAGCUCUCCAGAACCCUCAGCUCCUAGAUAUGAUGAUCCAGCAAAACCCGAUGUUGCGCGAUAUGGGGCCCGGUGUGCGACAAAUGAUGCAAUCGCCCGCAUUCCGUAGGAUGUUGACGGACCCUAAUAUGCUUCGUCAGAUGGCUCAGAUGCAAUCGCAGUUUGGUUUAAGUCCGUUUGGAGGCGGAAGCGGGGAGAAUGCGGCCUUUCCCGCUCCUGGAGUCACAAACACGACGUCAGAUGAGCAUCGCCAGCAAGAGAAUACACAGACGGGCAAUACUGGAAAUAGUGCCGGAAACGCCCCCAAUCCUUUUACUCUUUUUGGCCUUCCUCCUCCUCCACAGGGUGCAGCGGGAAACCCUUUCGGGGCACUUUUUGGCAACGCAGCGUUUGGGGGUGCGCCAACGGGCAAUAGCCCUGCUCCUACAGGUACGCAAGAGAAUCAACCUCGAGAGGGCGCUUCGACGGGCACCACUGCACCUUCGUCAACCGCCGAAGGUACCCAGCCAGGCCAGAAUCAACAAAAUCCUUUUGCGGCCUUGUUUAACCCGGCGCUACUUGCAUCACCGCCUGCCGGGCAGACCACGAGCCAGCAACGUCAGAACCCAUAUGCGGCCCUUGCAAAUAACCCAUUUUUACAAGACCCAACCCUGUUUAACCAGCUAAUGCAGGCUGUUGGAGGUGGUCAAAAUGGCUCGAAUGCUGAAGCCGGUGCCAACCCAUUUGCGGCGCUCUUCCCUGGGCUGAUGGGCCAAGGCAGCUCAAUUCCACAAGAUAACCGCCCACCAGAGGAAAGAUAUGCCGAGCAACUUCGGCAAUUAAAUGAAAUGGGAUUUUAUGAGUUUGAAAGGAACAUUGAGGCACUCAGAAGAACAGGCGGAAGUGUCCAAGGAGCGGUUGAAUAUCUUCUGAACAAUACAUAAGCGACCAUUGUUCCUUUGUCCUUUUUUUUCUUUUUCCCCCUCGAAUUUGUGUAUCAGAAGGAAGUGGUAGUAUGAUCUUGGUUUUGUUGCAUUUUUGCCAUGUCCUUUUACGAGUUAUGUCUUCAUCUUAUGCUUGCAACCAAGUGUCCCUGCUGCAGCACACCCUCCAACUGUUCCCUUGUGUAUUAUCAGCAUGCUUGUUGUCAUCCUCCAGCUAUCUUCUCCGUUUGCUCCCUCCACAUGUCGAAAUUUAUCAGCCUC
This is a messenger RNA of Coccidioides posadasii C735 delta SOWgp, 1780 nucleotides long. RefSeq lists its product as uncharacterized. Gene Ontology annotation, biological process: ubiquitin-dependent protein catabolic process. The record is from RefSeq and is a predicted model, not a curated record. Lineage: Eukaryota; Fungi; Ascomycota; Eurotiomycetes; Onygenales; Onygenaceae. Gene Ontology annotation, molecular function: polyubiquitin modification-dependent protein binding. Gene Ontology annotation, cellular component: cytosol.